AUGUGCAUUCACUGCCUGGAGAAGAUGAUCGAUAACUGUGAAUCUGCUGGUUCUCUACCACGUUGUCCUAACGAAUCAUGCAAUGCGUUGUAUAAUGUGGAAUCCGUAAUCGCAAUGCGUGCAAUGCUACCGGGAAAAUCGGCAUUCUUCAAUAAACUUUCACUGGAUAACAACUACUAUUACUUGAUCAAGGAUGAAAUAGUUACUCCAACAAAAUUUUCUGCAAAUUUUAAAUCGGUACAGAGAUAUUGUGAAAUAGAUGUCAAACAUGGUAUUGUGCCAACUUGGCGAAGCGCAGCGCCAAUUUAA
This is a messenger RNA of Brugia pahangi, 309 nucleotides long. The record is from the annotation of a GenBank genome assembly. NCBI's taxonomy places the organism in Eukaryota, Metazoa, Nematoda, Chromadorea, Rhabditida, Onchocercidae.